AUGUAUCGAUUAUGGCAUCGGUUGAGCAGUUUAACAUAUCGACAAUUAUUUCAUGGCGUCAUUCCUGUACUUAAUACACGACUUUAAGCUCUUUGUUUUAAUGGUACUUCCAAAAUUUACUUUUGGAAUAUGUUCAUAGUAAGGAGAUACUGACUACGCAAGUUAUAGAAUUUCAAUUGUGAAACAACGUUAGUUUUUCCGUGCUGUGCCUUGUAGUACAACCUGUACCAACAAAGUGUUUGUUCCUUUUCGUUUCCAUAAUGGAUCUUAAAAGAAAGGCAGAAGAUCUAACAGUAGUUCUGGCUAAUAAGCGAGCAAGAAAUGAAGUUGCUAAUAUCAGCAAGGGAACAAGUAUCGUCCAAAGUGAUAUACCGCGAACAUCUAACCUUACAGCCCCUAUUAUGCUACUUGAGGGACACCAAGGAGAGAUUUUUACGGUAGAAUUUCACCCCGAAGGGCAGUAUUUAGCAUCUGCAGGAUUUGAUCGCCAAAUUUACAUUUGGAAUGUGUACGGGGAAUGUGAGAAUAUAUCUUUAAUGACUGGUCACACUGGGGCCAUCAUGGAAUUGCAUUUUUCUACAGAUGGUAACACGUUGUUUAGUGCUAGCACCGACAACACUCUGGGAAUGUGGGAUAUUGAGACUGGAAUUCGUGUAAAGAAACUGAAAGGCCACACCACAUUUGUGAAUUCAUGCCAUCCUGCAAGACGUGGACCACAGCUGGUGUGUAGCGGUUCUGAUGAUUGUUCCAUUAAGUUAUGGGAUCCACGAAAACGUGGACAAGCAGUUACCCUUAAUAACACAUAUCAGGUUACAGCUGUAACAUUUAGUGACACAGCUGAACAGGUAUUGUCUGGAGGAAUAGAUAAUGAUAUUAAGGUGUGGGAUCUUCGGAAAAAUGCUCUCUUGUAUCGAUUAAAAGGCCAUGGAGACACAGUUACUGGACUAAGCUUGUCUCCAGAUGGAUCAUAUGUUCUGUCUAAUGCAAUGGAUAACACAGUCCGAAUAUGGGAUGUGCGGCCAUUUGCUCCUCAAGAACGCUGUGUCAAGAUUUUAACUGGCCAUCAGCACAAUUUUGAGAAAAACUUAUUACGGUGUGCAUGGGCCCCAGAUGGUUCAAAGGUUUCUGCAGGAUCAGCUGACAGAUUUGUCUAUCUUUGGGACACAACAUCUCGUCGGAUUCUCUACAAACUGCCAGGCCAUAAUGGUUCUGUAAAUGAUGUGGACUUCCAUCCUAAGGAACCUAUUAUUAUGUCAGGUUCUAGUGACAAGCUUGUAUAUAUUGGUGAGAUUGAAUAGGCAUGUUCAAGAUACAGUCUGUACUAAUGUUGUUUCACAAUAUUAUACUUUUUUCUUCAUGAUAAUAAAUCCAGUUAUGUAAGAGAAGGUAAUAAAUCAGAUAAUUGAUUCUGUAUAAAAUUGGUAAAAAGACCUGAAA
This is a messenger RNA of Zootermopsis nevadensis, 1437 nucleotides long. RefSeq names its product U5 small nuclear ribonucleoprotein 40 kDa protein. Gene Ontology annotation, molecular function: RNA binding; protein binding. NCBI's taxonomy places the organism in Eukaryota, Metazoa, Arthropoda, Insecta, Blattodea, Termopsidae. Gene Ontology annotation, cellular component: catalytic step 2 spliceosome. The record is from RefSeq and is a predicted model, not a curated record.